Molecule: messenger RNA, 14427 nt
Organism: Centropristis striata (black sea bass)
Lineage: Eukaryota; Metazoa; Chordata; Actinopteri; Perciformes; Serranidae
Gene: srcap
Product: Snf2-related CREBBP activator protein
Exons: 34
Coding region: 682-13152 (4156 amino acids)
Cellular component (GO): Swr1 complex
Molecular function (GO): DNA binding; histone binding; ATP-dependent chromatin remodeler activity
Source: RefSeq, a predicted model, not a curated record
GAUUUCCGCGGGUUCUGUACUUUGUCAGCAGCAGCGGUCCUCCACCAUUUCGCUGCGUAAAGUCUCCUCCCCGCGACCGCUACAUUCUGCGCCGAAACCCAGUCUCUCCCGGUCCGUAUUUUAACUUCUUCCCACAGACCUAGUGGUACCUCGUUGGGUACCGGGAGACAGUUUGGAUUACUGGCAUUACGGAUUGAGUGCGAUUUUACGCGGAUGACGACUCCUUCAGCGAGAAUUUAGUAAAAGAAAAUCGGUCGGAAAUUUCAGAAUAUGUGGAGGGGACCCUAACUCAGCAUCCUGGAAGUAGAAAGCACAGAAGAUCUGUGUCUCACACCACAGACAGGUGCCGUGUGUAGCCGGGGCAGCACAGAGGAAGGAAGCUCUGGGGAGGAGGCGGCGCGGCAGCGUGCCUCUCCGGCUGUGGAUGUGCUGGGUGGUAACCCCCAGGCUGCACAGAAUGUGGCUGGGGAGACACCUCGGCAUGCCCCGCAGCCGGUCGCCGCUGCCCCCCGCCCGGUCCCUCCACUCGCCAAUCUGUCCGCUGUGCUGCCGCUGCCGGAGAGGAACGACUCCGCGUUCCUCGGCACGGAGAUCACCGCCGCUCAGACCGCGCUGCCCGAGACUACGGACGGCGUCUCGGAAGAAGUCGUCAGAGUCUCCAGAUCGGAAACCUCCGCUGAGAUGCAAAGGCUCCCGGCUCCCCUUUGCCCCGCUCUCGCCCCGGAAACACAGAACGACAGCACAGUGCAGGAGCUGCAAUACGGGUCACAAACUGAUAAAGAGAAAAGCCACUCAAAGAGUCAGCCGAACCAGAUUCAGCCACCUCGAGAAGGACUUGUGGUUAUUACGGGGGCGAAGCAGAAACAGUCCGUCGCAUUGGAAUAUAAACCAGAGACUGGAACGAUCGUGGAGGAGCACACAGGCGGGAAUAUUCACCUCCAGCCGCGGGCUCAGAUCUGUUUCACCGCCCCCUCUCCAUCUCCAUCUGUCCCACAAUCAGGUGUCGGAUUUAAAGUCCCGGACACGGCAGAGCACGGGGCAGACAGGGACCCACUCGCUACUCAAGGCAGCCAUAAACCCAAACACCAGGACUCGAAACCGCCUUUACCCUCACCCAGCAACAGUGAGAUUAAACAAACUGACCUGUCGAAAACACAACCGAGAAUCAUCAGAGAGGUCUCAGCGGACGCCAGAGGAAAUUCUCUGGAGCCGGUUGAGAUGUUUGAGCACGUUAAAGAGCUCGUUGACUCCUCUCACACAGAAACACAACCUCCCUCAGCUGAAAUACUUGAGACUCCAAAGGCAGGAGAGCUGCUUGCUGGAUUACACACAAAAGGGAGCUCGGCGUCCAGCGGCGCAGCUGGCAGAGACGACGGAGACAUCCAGAGCAGCGUGAGGGUGGAACAAACUGACGCCUCCUCGUCCGACUUCACAAUGCUGCCAGAGUGCUCUUCUUCUUCUUCUGCACAGGAGAGCUGCUCCAAACCCUCCGCUGCUCCCUCUCUGUUCCACACGGGCCUGAGGCUGCAGGUUGUGGAAGCAGAAACAUCUCACCCCUCGGACCAGCUCCCCACAGCAGACACCGAGCUCUCGGUGCACUCGGCCGAAACUCAAGAAAUCGUGGUGGUGAGAGAGGAGGCUCACAUCAGCGGGGACUGGUCCAGCAUGCACCUGAACCAGAGUUACCUGCUGCAGCGGGAGGACGGCAGCGUGUGCCAGGCCGCCAUCGUGAACACCGGGGAACCAAAGCUAUACGGAGAAGGUGUUCAGGCCGACAUGGAGCUGGACUCUCAGCCCGUGGAGGUGUAUCAGUUUUGCACACUGGUGGAGGACGUGGCGGAGGAGACGGUGUGUGCCAGCGGGAGUGCACAGAUGCCUCACUCCCCGGGAUACGAGGUGAACUUAUUCAACGCGUUACUAGAACACUCUGAGGACCUCGAGCCGUCUAUUCACACCAUUAAUGAAGGCGGCACUGUCAUUAUCUCCCAGCAGCUCCUGCCUUCAUCACACGAUGCAAAUCAGAGCAGCAACUCCCACCAUUUGUCCAUACAGACCACGAGGACGACUGGGCACCAUGUGGUGUUAGACGCUCGCCAAGCGGUCGAAGUGGCGAACUCGAGCGAGGUUUGUUUAGUUGAAGUGACUGCUGAGUCGUUCAGUCCUCAGAUCGUGACGUCGUGCUCGCAGGUCAGUGAAAAAACCUCGAAACACGAAGCAGAAGCAGGCGGAGCACUUUCUCUCAUAUCUCCUGGUGGCGAGGCUGCAGGGACGGAGUCACCCGUCGCUGUUUCCUCUCUGAAUCAAACUGUAAGUGCCACAAAGCGCGAGGCCUCCGUUUCUUCCCACGAAGGGACCAAAGACGCCGCCGCUUUGACAGAGACUCUCUCGCAGAGCGUCCAGAAUGUUCCCGCAGAAACCAAACCAGAGGCUCUCCGCACCGCUCUCUCCUCUGGGAUUAUAAAUCCAAAGCUGCUCCUUCUUAAACCGGGAGAAACUCCGAUCCUGAAACACCCACCCUCCCUUCUGCUGUCCAAGAAGCAGGAUGCUGCGUCUGGCAGACUGGCCAACGCUCACAGCUCCUGGUCGGCCACCGUGUCUGAGGAGUGCCUUCCCAAAACUGUCCCGGACUCUCUCCGUGUCUCUCCCGUCAAUAAAACUUCUGUGUCAGCAGCUCAGCCCGCCGCCAGCGAUCACUCACUCCAACUAGUCGCCCCCGCAACCUCAACAAGCAAACCUGACAAAGAGGCCUUAAAUGUUACUGAAACUUCACACAAAGCGUCCCAAGACGCCGCGCCGAACGCCCUCUACGUGCUGUCGGCGUCAGGUGCAGGCAUGGCGUCUGACGAGCCCGCCACCGGCCAAUCAGACUCCCUCUACGUGGAGGAGGAGAGCGAGGACAUGGAGCAGGACGAGCCAAUGGGAGACGCCGAGGCUCAGGAGACGUCGGGACAGCUCAGCAGCCCCGACGAAGGCAGCGACGACGAACCGGACGGAGACAAGACGGAGAGCGAGAUGACCACGCCGAGCUCGCCACACCAGCAUGGACAGAGCAGCACAGACAGAAAGACACUGUUCCACAAGGUGCGUCAGUGGAUCUCAGACCGGGUCACGGCGAACUCCUCCCCCGUCUCUCCCUCCACCUCCUCGUCCUACGCCGGCCCCUCGCCGUCCAGCGACUGGUCCACGCCGCGGCGGGAGAAGUCCUCGCUGCUGCUCCGCGGGCCUCACGGGAAGUUUGUUUCUCCUUCGUCUGUCGGAGGCUACAGCUCCUCCUCGUCCCCGCCCGACCAGUCUGGAGCUCACAGAGCCCGAGGAGAGAGACACACCGACAUGGCCGAGCUCGCUAAACACGAAGCGGACAUCGAGCACCGGACCCAGUCCAUGAAGCGAGAAGGAUUCUGGUCCAUGAAGCGUCUGACGCGCCUCACGGAGCCGCCGCGGCCCAAAGUCCACUGGGACUACCUGUGUGAGGAGAUGCAGUGGCUCUCUGCAGACUUUGCUCAGGAGAGACGCUGGAAGAGAGGCGUGGCCCGGAAGGUGGUUCGGAUGGUGAUGCGACACCACGAGGAGCUGAGGCAGAAAGAAGAAAAGGCCAAGAGAGACGAGCACGCCAAGAUCAGGAGAGUAGCUUCAUCCAUCGCCAAGGAGGUCCGGGCGUUCUGGAGCAGCGUGGAGAAGGUGGUGCAGUACAAGCAGCAGUCCCGGCUGGAGGAGAAGAGGAAGAAGGCUCUGGACCUGCAGCUGGACUUCAUCGUGGGACAGACGGAGAAAUAUUCGGACCUCCUCAGCAAGUCUCUGGCUCCCUCCAGACCUGCAGAAACAGAACCAGAACCAGAAGCCGUCCCUCAGACGCCUCACAAGUCUGCAGCACCUGCCAUCGACGAGGAGGACAGAGACUUCGAGCCUCCCUGUGAGGAGGAGGACGACGAGGAGACCAUCGAGGUGGAGGAGCAGCAGGAGGGCAACGACGCCGAGAGCCACCGGAGAGAGAUCGAGCUGCUGAAGGAGGAGGGGCUGCUGCCACUGGACCAGCUGCUCAGCACGCUCAAACUGCCACAGGAGUCUGGCUCCGACGAAGAAUGCUCCGAUGAAACGUCUUCAUCAGCUGAGGAGGAAGAGGAAGACGGAGAAUUCACUGCCAACGAAGAGGAUGCGGAGGACGAGGAGGACACCAUCGCUGCUCAGGAGAAGGUGGAGGGGAACGUGGACCACGGGGAGGAGCUGGACGAUCUGGCCAGAGAAGGCGACAUGAGCGUGGAGGAGCUGCUGGAGAAGUACAAAGGAGCGUACGCCUCCGACUUCGAGGCUCCGUCUGCAUCCGGAUCCAAAGAAAGCUCCGAGUCGGAGGAGUCCGGGGACGAAGAGGAGGAGUCGGAGGAGGACGAGAGCGACGUGGAGAGCAACUCCUCCUCCUCAGAUUCUCCAGGAGACAGCGGAGACGACGACGACGACGACAGUGAGGAGAGCGAGGAGGAGGAGGAUGACGGCUGUGGGGAUGAAGGGAUGGAGGUUCUGCUGAAGGAGGGAGACAACAGCCCUCCGGCCUCCAGCUCCAGACCCAAGAAGGAGAUCAGCCACAUCGCUGCCACCGCAGAGAGUCUGCAGCCCAAAGGCUACACGCUGGCCACCACCAAGGUGAAGACUCCGAUCCCGUUCCUGCUUCACGGCACGUUACGAGAGUACCAGCACAUCGGCCUGGACUGGCUGGUCACCAUGUACGAGAAGAAGCUGAACGGGAUCCUGGCAGACGAGAUGGGUCUGGGCAAGACCAUCCAGACCAUCGCUCUGCUGGCUCACCUGGCCUGUGAGAAAGGUAACUGGGGUCCUCACCUCAUCAUCGUCCCCACCAGCGUGAUGCUGAACUGGGAGAUGGAGCUGAAACGUUGGUGUCCCGGAUUUAAAAUACUCACGUACUUCGGCAGCCAGAAGGAGAGAAAGCUCAAGAGACAGGGCUGGACGAAGCCGAAUGCUUUCCAUGUGUGCAUAACUUCGUACAAGCUGGUGCUGCAGGACCACCAGGCGUUCAGGAGGAAGUCCUGGAGGUACCUGAUCCUCGACGAGGCCCAGAACAUCAAGAACUUCAAGUCCCAGCGCUGGCAGAGCCUGCUCAACUUCAACAGCCACCGGCGGCUGCUGCUGACGGGAACGCCGCUGCAGAACAGCCUGAUGGAGCUGUGGUCCCUGAUGCACUUCCUCAUGCCGCACGUGUUCCAGUCGCACCGCGAGUUCAAGGAGUGGUUCUCCAACCCGCUGACGGGGAUGAUCGAGGGCAGCCAGGAGUACAACGAGGGCCUGGUGAAGAGGCUCCACAAGGUGCUGAGGCCCUUCCUGCUGCGGAGGAUCAAGAUCGACGUGGAAAAGCAAAUGCCCAAGAAAUACGAGCACGUGGUUCGCUGCCGGCUCUCCAAGAGACAGAGAUUCCUCUACGACGACUUCAUGGCUCAGGCCUCGACUCGGGAGACGUUGGCCAGCGGUCACUUCAUGUCCGUGAUCAACAUCCUGAUGCAGCUCCGUAAAGUGUGUAACCACCCGAACCUGUUCGACCCGCGGCCCAUCCAGUCCCCCUUCAUCACGCAGCCCAUCGUGUUCCACACGGCCUCCCUGGUGCAGGACGCCCUGGAGGUCCUCCCUCUCAAGCGCUGCGACCUCUCCAUGUUCGACCUCGUCGGUCUGGAGAGCCGAGUGUCUCGCUACCAGGCCGAUAUUUUCCUGCCACGGCACAAGGUCAGCCGCCAACUGAUCCAGGAGAUCGUGGAGUCCCCGGACCCCCCUCCCCGACCCAAACCGGUCCGCAUGAAGGUCAACAGGAUGUUCCAGCCGCCUCCUAAAAGUGAUAACCGACCCGUUCUGCUGAUGAACAAGCCGACCUGCUCCGUGCCGCCUGCGGCUCAGACGCCCAAACCUCCUCCGGUGAUGGAGGUGGCCUCGACGCCUGCAGCCGCCCCCGUGGUGCAGCAAGUGGUGUGUUCUGUGGCGACGGCGGCCCCGCCCCGCCCGUCCCUGCACCCCUCCGCUCAGACCGCAGUGAGAUCGAGCGCCCCGAAGCCGGUUCUGACCGUCCGGCCCCCCACCGCCUCCUGCACCGCCAGCAUCCCGGCUCACCCCAGCCCCAACCCCACCAACGUGCUGCCCCAGAGGGUCCUGCUCAGCCCCGACAUGCAGGCCAGGUUACCCUCCGGUGAGGUGGUGAGCAUCGCUCAGCUGGCCUCUCUGGCGGGCCGGCCCGUCUCGUCCUGUCAGGGCAGUAAACCCGUCACCUUCCAGCUGCAGGGCAACAAGCUGACUCUGUCUGGAGCUCAGAUCCACCAGGUCCCAGCAGCGUCCCCUCGCCCAGUGCAAGGUAACGUGAUGCACCUGGUGUCCAGCGGCGUGCAGCACCACCUCAUCAGCCAGCCGGCGCCGCUGGCGGUCCAGAACUCGGGUGGCGCUCAUCCAGCGAACGCCGCCGCCGCUCACAACGCUGCAGCUCAAGUGGCGCCCUCCCUGGUGAGCAGCCCCGGCGUGGUGAAGAUCGUCGUGCGUCAGACAUCAGGCAAGGACGGCGGGCCGGUGCCCACGCUGGCCGUGGCCCCCUCCCCUCGUGUUGCUCCUCAGGCCUCCCCCUCCCCCCACCCCCACGCCACCGCCCCCCCUGUCAGAACCGCGGCCCCGCUGCAGCUCGCCCAGCGCUCCCCCGGCCCCGCCACCGCCCACUACACUAUCGCUCCCCCCGGGAACCCUAGCCCCGCCCCCAACCAGCCCCACCCCCCUCGCCCCGUCCUCAAAGUAGUGCAGCCUCCUGCAGCGAGCACGGAGCCGCCAGCUCCAGUCCAGGUGUCCUCCUCGUCCUCCUCAUCCUCUGUGUCCAAGUCUUCAGCAGCAACACGAGACGCCAGCAGCAGCAGCCAGACGCCCGUUACCUCCAAGUCCAGACCCAGCACGGCUGCUAAGUCCUUCCCUGCACGCCGGAGAGUCCCCCGCCCCCCGCCGCGCUCUCCGUUCCACAUGUCGUGGCUGUCCGACAGCUACAAACAUCAGCGUGACAGCCGGCUGGACUUCAUCUUCCGGGUCAACGAGAACCGCUGUGCAGCGAAGCCCAUGUACGGCCGCGAGGUGCUGGACUUCCUGACGUUCCUGCCCGGCCCCCGGCCCUCUCCGGCCCCUCUGAGCGCUGAGGGGGAGUGGGGCCGCUCGGGACAGGCCAGCUGUCUGUUCGCUCAGUGGCAGAACAAGUUCGACCUGUGGUUCCAGAGCCACGCGGUGAGGGAGGCCAUCCACAGCGUGGAGGAACGUCUGGAGCUGCUGAAGGAGGUCGUAGACAGGUUUACGUUUGCGAUCCCGCCGGUGGAGGCUCCUCAGAUCUCCAUGCACUGCUGCCACCCUCCUCCGUCUCUGAGCCACCACCAGACAGUCUUCUCCUCCUUACUCUCCUCUCAAGUCACUCCGCUCACUCGCAGUCUGCACCGGAUCCAGUGCAACAUGAGGACGCAGUUCCCCGACCUCAGGCUCAUCCAGUACGACUGCGGUAAGCUGCAGACUCUGCACACGUUGCUGAGGAAGCUGAAGACGGGAGGCCACAGAGUUCUGAUCUUCACUCAGAUGACUCGAAUGUUGGACGUGUUGGAGCAGUUCCUCAACUACCACGGACACAUCUACCUCCGCCUGGACGGCAGCACCAGGGUGGAGCAGAGACAGUCUCUGAUGGAGCGCUUCAACGCAGAUCGUCGUAUCUUCUGCUUCAUCCUGUCGACUCGCAGCGGCGGCGUGGGCGUGAAUCUGACCGGCGCCGACACCGUCGUCUUCUACGACAGCGACUGGAACCCGACGAUGGACGCUCAGGCUCAGGACCGCUGCCACCGCAUCGGCCAGACCAGAGACGUCCACAUAUACAGGCUGAUCAGUGAGCGAACGGUGGAGGAGAACAUCUUAAAGAAAGCCAACCAGAAGAGGAUGCUGGGAGAUAUGGCCAUCGAAGGAGGAAACUUCACCACCGCCUUCUUCAAACAGCAAACGAUCCGCGAGCUCUUCGACAUGAACGAAGGAGAGAAGAGGGAGGCGGCCGUGGAGCUGACGGUGGCGCAGAACUACGAGGAGGAGAACGUCAGCAAGCAGAGCACCACCAUCCUGGAACAGGCUCUGUGUCGGGCGGAGGAUGAGGAGGACAUCGUUGCUGCGUCUCAGGCCAAAGCGGAGCAGGUGGCGGAGCUGGCUGAGUUCAACGAGAACAUCCCGCUGGACGACGGGGCGGAGCAGGAGGAGGUGGAGGAGCUGUCCAAGGCCGAGCAGGAGAUCGCCGCGCUGGUGGAGCAGCUCACGCCCAUCGAACGAUACGCCAUGAACUUCCUGGAAGCUUCGCUGGAAGACGUCUGCAAGGAGGAGCUGAAGCAGGCAGAGGAGCAGGUGGAGGCGGCGAGGAAGGGUCUGGACCAGGCGAAGGAGGAGGGUCUGAAGCUGCACGCCUCCUCCGACGAAGACGACGACGACUUCCUGUCAACGCCGGCGUCCGUGGAGCCCGCCCAGCCGGCCCGCCGCGGCCGCAAACCCAAAGACAAGGAGAAGGUGGUGACCUCGACCAGGACCAGCGGCCGGCUGCGCGGCGCCUCUCCCGACACCGAGCCGGAGCCCGCCGCCCCCCGAGAAGUGCCUGAGAGACCGCGCUGUGGGCUGAGAGGACGAGCGGCCGCCAAAGACUCCGUGUCCCCCCCCUCGUCCCACCACAAGACCUCCUCCUCAUCCACCAGGACCCAAGACUCCUCCAGGUCUACAAAAGCUUCGUCUCCUGCCAGAGAUCACCAGAAAACCAGGACUCUGCCGAACCGGGGCCACCCCAGUCCAGUGCCUUCCCCGCCGACCGCCUCGCCUCCUGCAGGGAGACCGCCGUGUGAGACCUCCAGAUCCUGCAGAGACGAGCAGGAGGGCGAGAACGAGGUAUCCGAGUCCUUGCUGGAGUCCGGCUGCCCAGACCACCAGGUGAAGGACGAGGACUCCAAAGACCACAUGUCCCCGCCCUCCACCAGCUCCAGGUCGCCUCGUAAGCGCCAGUCAGCGGACGGGGAGGUCCUGCGGGGGCUGGUGGAGGACUCGCCGUCCGCCAAAGUCCUGCGGAAGCUGCCGGGGCGGCUGGUGACCGUGGUGGAGGAGAAAGAGCCGAGGAGGAGGCGGCGGCGAGGCAGCGGCACGGGGGGCGGAGCUUCUUCAGAAGAGGCGACGGUGGAGGAGAACACAACCGGGCUCACGGAGGAACCGAACAAAGACAACAACAUGUCCCCAAGCCCCGACAGCAAAACUAAAGUCAUCAAAUCCCCCCAGGACCAGGACUCCACCCCGAGCCCGCCAGUACAGCUGCCGCCGGUCCGGAGCUACCCGCCGUACUCGCCACCACAUCUGGCGUCUCCGGACAUGCCCGUGCUGAGGAAUCUCCCCGUCCGGCGCCGGCUGGAAACCGAGUCUCGCAUGGCGGCUCAGCUGGGGGAGCAGCAGCAGCUCCUGGGCCGAGGACGAGGAUCCAACCAGUCCAGGAAGACAGACAAAGACGCCACGUCACCGGAGAACUCUCUUGGCGCACCUCUGAAGAGAAAGCGGGGCCGGCCCCCGAAGACUCCCCUGAGGCUACCGGAGAGCGAUAACACCUUGGUGGUACCUUCGCCACAGCCCACCUCGCCUACUGAAGAAGGGAACCCGCCUCUGUCCCCGAAACGUAAGAGGGGACGUCCUCGGAAAGACUCCACCACCACGCCAGAGACCAUUGGCGAGGAGCAGGACUCUAAAAACGAGCCGGCCAACAGCAACACGUCUGGUGAAGCAAAAACUGAUGCUAGCUCAGAGCCGACUAACCCGGAGACGCCUGCAGCUGCUGUCACUACAAAUCAGGACUCCCAGAGCACCAAACCUGAGGAGACAGACACUACGACUGCUCCACCUCCAGCUCCAGCAGCAGAUAUUCCUUCCACGCCUGCUGCAGCUUCAGUCGCUGCUCCUGCACCCUCUGCUGCAGCCCCGUCUGUCAGCUCAGCUCCAGCUCCUCCCCAGCUGUCCUCUGCAUCCUUUGCCACACUUUCUGCAACCCCUGUGACCACACCUCCACCUGCCAGCACCAUCACAUCACCUCCUCAAAGUGUGAAAUUUCCACUCGUGGUUUCCUCUGCUACAGUUCCUGCAGAGCCAAAACCUUCUACAACUGUGAAAACUACUGGACCAGAGUCUGCCAAAGCCACCACACCUCCCCCUCCGGCUGCUCCCACUCCAUCUCCAUCAUCUGUUGCACCAGUCCCCACCACUAUAACCACCACAGCUGCAUCACAGACAGUCAGUGUUACACCAGCAGUCACCACUACAGUGAGAUCAGUCACAACUACAACCUCUGCUGUGAAGAACUUGCAGGAAGCAUCAACACUUUUAUCUACCAUUUCUACUCCAGCUGCUGUACCCUCCACACCUCCCAUAGCCUCCAGCCCAGCUCCUCUAACUUCAGUCUCAGCUCCCAUACCCUCCACAGCUCCCAUAGCCUCCAGCCCAGCUCCUUUAGCUUCAAUCUCAGCUCCUGUACCCUCAACACCUCCCAAAGCCUCCAGCCCAGCUCCUCAAGCUUCAAUCUCAGCUCCCGUACCCUCCACAGCUCCCAUAACCUCCAGCCCAGCUCCUCGAGCUUCAAUCUCAGCUCCCGUACCCUCCACAGCUGCUGCAACCUCUGCUCCAGCUCCUCUAACUUCAACCCUCGCUCCCAUAACCUCCCUAGCUCCCGCAACUCCCACCCCAGCUCCUCUAGCCUCUCCUCCAGCUCCUGUGACCUCCACUGCUGCACCUGUAACCUCUCCUCUAGCUGCCACCCAGAAGGUUUCAGCUGCAUCUUCACCGAAACCUCCCCCAACAUGUUCCCCUUCUACAGCUCCAACUAUGACAACAACAACAACAGUAAAAACAGUCCAAACAAAUCCAUCGAACUCAGCAAGUCUGAGCCCAGUCCCCUCUGCAGGUCCUUCUGCAACAGCAUCAGUAAAAACAGUCUCAUCAUCUGCUGCAAAUACAGCUCCACCUUCUUCUUCUUCUUCUCAUGCACGGACUAAUGUGACACCGACCAAAGUCCUGACAAAACCAGCCUCACCUUCAGCAGCUCCAGCGUCUGCUCCGGUGGUUGGCUCCUCCUCUACAAAACCUCCUGCAACACCAACCCCUAGAUGCACUCCUCCUCUUGCAGCUGCAACGCCUGCUAGUGUAACUCCUGCUGCCUCUGCAAAGACGGUUACAGUGACUCCAUCACCCCCGACUGAGAAAGUCCAAGUGCCGCCUCCUGUAGCAGCAGCAUCCCCUUCUAAAGAACACACAGCGACCCCCCCUGCUGCACCUGCAGAACAGACUGUCAAGAUCUCACCUCCAGUAGCAGUUUCCACAGGUGCUGCAGCAGCUCCAGCAGCUGCACCGCCCACAGAAAAGUCAGUUAAAGUUGCCCCCCAAGAAUGCACGACUGCAGCAGCCUCAGUGUCAGCAGCAGCAGCAUUCCCCUCUGUGUCCACCACGCAAACAGCUGCAGCUUUUCCCCUGCAGGUGCAGAGCUCUGACGUGCCCACGUCGGCCCAGACAGAGACCUCGCCACGCCCACAAACAUCUUCUCCUUCUCCUGUUUCAGCUGAGAAGCAAUCUGCAGAUCAGACGAAGAAAGCAUCCGAAAGUGACCCAGACAGGGUGACAGACAUGGAUGUAGAGGCUGGAGCCAAGACGAGCGAGAAGGAGGAGGAGAAAAAGGAGGACAUGCAUCAGGCUAAAAAGAGAAAGGUGGAGAGUUCCUCUGAGACCAAAGAGUCUGGAGCGCAGAGAGAAGAAACCAAGCAGCAGGAGGUGGACAAAGCUCCUGAAGACGAGAAAACUCCCAUCCAGAAAAGACCUCUGAGUCGAUCGAGCAGCCAGGACUCCACCCGCUCCUCCUCGCCAUCCUCCGGCUGCUCCACGUCCACGCUCACUCGCCAUGCUCACCACAAGAGGACGUACGAGAACAGACACCCGGCCAAGAAGAGACGCAUGGACGUGACUUCAGAAACGGGACAGGAGGAGACAAACACGGAGGGCGGGGCCAAGGAAGGAGACGAGGAGGAGCUCACCUCCGCCGCCUCCCGGGGACGACGGUCCCGGUCAUCCUCCUCCUCCUCGGACUCUGACACCAGCGAGAGCAGGAAGGAGCGCCGGCUGACCCGCUCCUCCAAACACAAGCUGCAGGACCAGGAGAGGGAGAAGGGGAGCAGCCGGGAGGGGAAGAAACCGGCACGCAGCUCCGACAGACACACUUCAAACAACGCCAACGCCUCCACCGGAGGAGAGUCCGGCAGCGACACGUCGUCUGUCCGGACCACCAGGAAGUCUGCAGGAUCUCAGCCGCCACCGGAGAGUAAAGCUCAGACCAACAGCGCGCCGCCGGAGCCCGAGGUUCUGGGGAAGAGAUGCUCAGCGCUCAACGCAGCGGCAAAGCUUCUAGCGAUGAAAGGCAGGGUGGACACCCCGGGGCACAUGAGGAGAGACUCGGGGGCUAAAGCCGCCGCGACUUCUGACAAGAACCAGAAGUCUAAGAGUAAAAGCGUGCCCGCCUCCCCUCAGAGCAACUCUGUGACUAAUAAUAAAAGCAGCGGCAGCAGUAAACCCUCGCCGCCCAACCAGACAAGCCGGCCUCCGUCCCGCUCCACCAGACAGUGCCCCGGCUCUCUGGUCCCGCCCCUGGAGGUGGAGUACAAGAGGACUAAAGCGGAGGAGAAGAGGAGAAGCGGGGGGAAAGAAGGCGGUGAGGCGGAGGCUCAGCCGUCGUCCCGGGGCCACAGCGCCUGCAGCAGCAUGAGCAGCGACGGCGAGGGAGAGGGGGGCGGCGGCGGUGGCGGGCGCAGCAGCCGGAGCCGCAGCAGCAGCAGCAACAGCAGCCAGCGAACCCGCAGCAUCAGCUCGCAGAACACGGAGCGCCGCGAGUCCCGCGCCGCCUCCUCCGGCAGCGAGCGGGACCGCAGCUCGGAGAGCAGCCGGAGGAGCCAGAGCCGCUCCCAGAAGCUCCCGCAGGAGGCGCCCGGCGGCUCGGGGGCAGCGGAGGGCACGCCGGACAGGGUGCUGCGCAGUGUGGCCGCACUCGCCGCCGUGCAGGCCCGCUCGCCUGCCGCCAGCACCCGCUCCUCCUCCGGACAGCACCGACACAACAAGACAUGAUCGCAGUGCCAAAAGGGAAAACGAGAGCGUGUCGCGACCUCCGACAGGCUGCUGCUCUGUGACGGGGGGACGGAGUGAGACUGCACGAGCCUCAGAGACCUCCUGCUGCUGCACGGCCCCCCUUUACUGGAGCUGGUCCUCCCGCCAGCUCAGCCACCGUCAGCUGGGGGAAGGCUCAGGGACGCCGGACUGAGAGUAAAAAAUUAAAAAAGAGACAGAGAGAGGGGGGGGGGGGCAGUGGAUAAAUUGACCACUGAAGGGGACAACAGGUGCAGUUGUUAGUUCACAUUAUGUACUGUAAUCAUUUAAGACUGGAACACUCAGAUUUGAUGUGUUACUGGGAGGACACGGCGCCCCCUACAGGGCCGGUAAUGAAACGUCAUCUGUGUGACAUUAAACCUUACGAGUGACCAGUUGUAUUGUAAGUUGGAGGUUUUAGAGCGUUUGGUUUCAUCAGCUGUCUAUUCUGACUAUUGUUUCUCUGUAGUCAGUGGAUAAGUUAUGCAUAUUUUAUGAUUUCUUCCAGGGUAUUAUAGGAAGAGAGUCGCUGUGACCGUCGCUGCACUAUGCUGGAGCUCGUCUUUUUGCUUGGGCCCCUCCUUUUUUUUUUUUUUUUCGUCACGUCAAGUUUUUUCUGUUCAUUGGAUUAAUAAUUUUUUUUAAAAAGAAAAAUCCAGCCUUGCAUUUCUCAUUUUGCACAUCUGAUCUUGUGGCCCUGGGCUUCUUCUUCUCUCAGUACAUUCAUUGUGGUGUAGUUAUUCAGUUUUUACAUCAACUUCAGUCAAGUUUUUUGGUUCCCGGUACCUCACGAUGUAUCUCUGCAGUUUGGAAAAUGUAUUAAAAAUGGUCUUUUUCGCUCCCAAACACAAACCCAGAGCUGCAAAAAUCUUUUCUUUUCUUCCCAGAGGCAGUUUCUAGUCACUCGGUCCACUCUGUCAUGUAUUUAUAUGGAAAGUAAAUGAAAUUAAAGAGUGCCUCUUUGGCCAAAUGGGUUUGAACCUGAGAUUGCCUUGUGAAGCAGCUGAAGCAGGGGUGUCAAGCUUCUCUCCUUAUUUAAAAAAAAAAAAAAGCCAAACAAAUUUUUAAAAAAACCCCGGAGAUCAUCAGAAGAGCACCCCGAGCAUCAGAGCUACCAAAUUAAUGUUUUAUUAUUUUUCACCAGACUUUGUUUCUCUGUCACCGUCACUUCAUCGCUUCGUUCAUGUAAAGAAAAAAAAAACUACUUGGACAAAAUAUGUGAAUAAAAUUACUGGUACAGUUCCAGAUGACUGUAAA